AUGUCGUUUGUUCCUCUUCAAGGUUUUCCCCACCACACAUCCACUACUAACUUUCUCUCUGUAUUUUCUUCAAAGAUAAAGCGUCUCCCAACAACAAAAAUCGUUCCAGUCAAUUCGUCCGGUUCCACAACAACCACUUACAAAUCAAUCGACAAACACUGCAGAGUCGUCACAAAGAAAGACGUCUUUGCUUUGACUUCCUUUUCGCUCUAUCAUUCCGUUAACGGUGUCAAACAAGGAGAACCCAUUUGCGAUAAAGUCUCCGUCAGAAUUUUUUCAACAGCUUUAUUUACGGUCUUAGCUGAUGGUGCUGGAUGGGGAAUGCCUUCGUUUCGAGCGGCAACCAAAGCGUGCGACAGUGUUCUUGAUUAUAUUUCCAAGAAUGUUGGGACGUGUGUCACUGUACGAGACAUAGGGUCCUUACUCGUCAGCGCGUGUUCAUAUGCGCACAAUUCCAUAUUAAGUACGACAGAACUACUAUUUAAUAUAGGAACUACUACACUUAUGAUCAACGGAAUAGUAAAUACAGAAAAAGGACACUAUUUGGUUACAACUAAUAUUGGAGACUGUCGAACUUUUUUAUACUCCCAUAUCAAUCACCACACUUCAUCACAUUGUGGUAACUUCCACGACUCAUACAAACAUAUGCAAAACUCUUUUGGUGCAAUUGGACCAAUGAGGAGUUGUGAACCCGAUUUGAAUAAAGCGCAAUUAAAAGCAGUUCAUGUUGAUGUUGGUGACAUUAUCAUCACAUCGAGUGAUGGAUUUCAUGACAACAUUGACCCACAGUUCAGGGGCGUGGAAAAUUACAAAUCGAAAGAAAAAGAGACGGACCAAUUUCUCACUGAAUUAAUCGAGGAACACAAUAGUCUAGCAGAGACCGUCGAAAGUGCAAGUACUUUUGUUGUGAAUUUGACACAACCUGCUCGUGAUUUACUUGCUAAGAAUCCGAAGAAGUUCUUACAACUUGGCAAAGAAAAGAUGGGGAAACUGGACCACACGACUAUCUGUUUGGUCAAAGUCGGUGACAUUGAAAAACAAAUGAUUGUACCCACCACGUGUUCUUUGGCGUCUUUUGAUACUUUUGUCUCUGAUGAGUCUUCUCAAAUCAAUGCAACACAGUGUUCAUCGACAAGUGGGUAUCAACCACAAAGACGUACUCCAAUGUAUGACACUGCCAAUCUUGGCCCAGUAAUGAAAGAGAUUGAUAUACUGAGAUCGGAGUCUGUUGGACUCUCUUCAAUGUCAAGUUCACUUGGAACAAAUAUUAUGGCGGAGGACGACAGAAGUGUGUGUGAGUCUGGUCGUGUUCCUAGUCCACUUGGGAUUAGUCUGAGUACGAUCAGUUUAUCAAACAGUUUUUCCAACUCUUCUCAAAGGAAACGAGUCUAUUCGCCACGGAGAAGAGUCUCUAUCAUGAAAGUGGAUCAAGACGAAAAACACUUUUUACAGAAGGAGAGUAGCAUAGAAGAAGAGAGUGGAUGGGACGAUGACAAAGCUCAACAAGACAAGCGUAAGAAGGGUUCCACAGAUAUUGUAAUCCACAAAGUUGAAGUCCACAUGAACACGAAGAAGACGAAAUUGCAGUCUUCAGAUGACGAUAAAAAAUGA
Entamoeba invadens IP1 is the source of this 1611-nucleotide messenger RNA. RefSeq lists its product as hypothetical. The record is from RefSeq and is a predicted model, not a curated record. The transcript is spliced from 3 exons. Bases 1 to 1611 code for a protein of 536 amino acids. Lineage: Eukaryota; Evosea; Mastigamoebida; Endamoebidae.